This is a messenger RNA of Caenorhabditis elegans, 816 nucleotides long. It is a transcript of the gene spe-21, whose product is annotated as Palmitoyltransferase. Bases 5 to 739 code for a protein of 244 amino acids. Gene Ontology annotation, cellular component: membrane. The transcript has 6 exons. The record is from RefSeq and is marked reviewed. NCBI's taxonomy places the organism in Eukaryota, Metazoa, Nematoda, Chromadorea, Rhabditida, Rhabditidae. Gene Ontology annotation, molecular function: acyltransferase activity; palmitoyltransferase activity; protein-cysteine S-palmitoyltransferase activity.
CCGAAUGUGGUUGGAACGCACAAAGUGGGUGCUUGCAAACAUCGGAUGGCCGAUUGCAUUCACGUUCUGGUAUCAAAUCAUAGUGGUACUGUACGCAGCUGAUGGAACCAUCAGUCAAUGGGCUCUUUACUACUUUCACUUUCUAUGGAUUAUCAUCGUCUGCUCCUAUUUUUCGGCAUCGUUCACGCCACCGACAAAAUGUCGAGAUGUUGAGAAGGUGGAACAUUGUGAUAAGGAAAUAAAGGAAGACGUUUGCCAGCUCUGCAACUACCGUAAGCCUCCACGUUGGCAUCAUUGUCGGAGGUGCAAUCUAUGUGUUCAUCGCAUGGAUCAUCACUGUCCUAUUCUGCAGUUGUGCAUCCACAGUGGCAAUCACAAAUAUUUUCUACUCUUCCUAGUUUGGCCUCUACAACUUGCAAUUUUCACAAUUUGGCAUGGUUAUUACGACUUUUGGAAAACGAUAAGAAGCGUUUAUACUGCCGAAAUUUUAAGCACUUCCGAACAAUUGAAGGGAACGGGAGUAUCAAAUGCACUGAUGGUUGGAAUUGCAGCUCUGUAUCUUCUUAAAAAUCAACUUCCAAAUCUAAUGCGAAAUCAGACGUUAAUUGAGGAAUCAAGGGAGAAUACGAGUUACAACCUCGGGUCGUGGCAGGAAAAUGUGAAAUCAGUAAUGGGUGCAUGGACUAUUGCAUGGUUACCUUUUUCAGUUACCAAAUCUCGCGAAAAGAAAUUCGAAUAAUUGUUAUGUCAUCAUUUUAUUUUAUUGUAUAGAUUCAAAUCAAAAAUUCUCUGAAAUUUACGUGUUCAAUAAAUCAU